GCGUGGUGGAGGCUUGGGAGAGGGCGGGCGGCCACACACACACACAGCGCCAGUCCCAGAGUUGUGAGCUCAAGCAGUUGUGAGCUCUUUGUUCCAGCACCACGCUCUCCCUCCACCACCUUACUCUCCCACUAACUCACAUUACGGCUCUCCCUGUCCCCAAGACACCUCAUAAAUGCCUCCAAUAGUGCACGAGUUCAAAUGAGACAAACUGGAUAAUUACAAUAGUGGACGUGAAAUGGAGAGCGGGAAUUUUUAGGUGAAUAUCCUGUUCCGGAGAGCAGGAGGAGGAGUGUGGAGACUCAAGACUCAGCUUCUUCAUACCUGGCGAGCCUCUGGUGGAGCCUUCAGCAAAAUGCCUGCCGUAAAUGGAACGGAUGUGGCCAACAAUAUACAAAACCCCUUGGGGGGUGGUACUGUAUCGGUACCAAAGAAAAAGACAGGAAAGUCUGUGGAAACUGUGUACCAGAAGAAGACUCAGCUUGAGCACAUCUUGCUCCGUCCUGACACAUACAUUGGUUCGGUGGAAUAUGUGACUGAGCAGAUGUGGGUUUAUGAUACCGAUGCUGAGAAAGUGGUAUUGAAGGAAAUAUCUUAUGUUCCUGGUCUCUACAAGAUCUACGAUGAAAUCUUGGUGAAUGCUGCAGACAACAAGCAAAGGGACCAUUCCAUGGAUACUAUUAAAGUGGACAUUGAUGCAGAAAACAACCAAGUGUCUAUAUUCAACAAUGGGAAAGGAAUUCCAGUAGCCAUGCACAAGGAUGAGAAGAUGUAUGUCCCAACUAUGAUCUUUGGACAUUUAUUGACCUCAUCGAACUACAACGAUGAAGAGCAGAAGGUCACUGGUGGACGUAAUGGUUAUGGUGCCAAGCUGUGCAAUAUCUUCAGCACUAAGUUUAUUGUCGAAACUUCUUCAAAAGAAUACAAAAAGAGCUUUAAACAGACUUGGGGCAACAACAUGAGCAAGGCUAGUGAACCAAGGAUUAAAGAUUUUACUGGAGAAGAUUAUACUAAAAUUACAUUUUCGCCAGACCUUGCUAAGUUUAAAAUGGAAGCUUUAACUGCCGAUAUGGUUGCCCUCAUGUCCCGCAGAGCAUAUGACAUUGCUGCUUCGUCCAGAGGAGUUAAAGUGUUUUUGAAUGGAAAGCGUAUUCCGGUGAAAAAUUUCAAAGACUAUGUGGACUUGUAUAUUAAAGACAAGGUGGAUGAUGCAGACAAUCCUAUUAAAGCUAUGUAUGAAAAUGUUAAUGAGAGAUGGGAAGUGGCAGUUGCACUCUCUGACAAAGGCUUCCAGCAGAUGUCUUUUGUAAACAGCAUUGCUACAACCAAGGGUGGUCGACAUAUAGAUUAUGUGACAGAUAUGAUUGUGAAGAACCUUACUGAAGCGCUUAAAAAGAAGAACAAAAGUGGUGUACAAAUAAAGCCAUUUCAGAUAAAGAACCACAUGUGGGUAUUUGUCAAUUGUCUCAUUGUAAACCCUACAUUUGACUCGCAGACAAAGGAAAACAUGACCCUCCAGGCUAAAAAUUUUGGUUCCAAGUGUACACUGUCUGAAAAGUUUAUCAAUAAUGUUAUCAAAUGUGGCAUUGUAGAGUCUGUGAUGGCUUGGGCCAAGUUUAAGCAGCAGGCUCAACUCCAGUCCAAAUGUGCAAGCAAGAAGCAGACCAAGCUAAAAGGGAUUCCCAAACUGGAAGAUGCCAAUGAUGCAGGAACAAAGUUCUCAUCUGAUUGUACCCUAAUCUUGACUGAAGGAGACUCGGCCAAGACCCUGGCUGUAGCAGGCCUUGGGGUAGUUGGCCGAGAUCGCUAUGGUGUCUUUCCUCUUAAAGGUAAAUUGCUGAAUGUCCGAGAAGCCUCGCACAAACAAAUUUUGGAAAACGCAGAAAUUAAUAAUAUAAUCAAGAUCCUGGGUUUACAGUACAAGAAGAAAUAUGAAUCUUGGGACGAUGUUAAAACUCUCCGAUACGGCAAGUUAAUGAUCAUGACAGAUCAGGAUCAGGAUGGUUCCCACAUUAAGGGUCUGUUGAUCAACUUUAUCCAUCAUAAUUGGCCAACACUACUUAGACAAUCUUUUAUGGAAGAAUUCAUCACUCCAAUUGUCAAAGCUACUAAGGGCAAGGAAGAAGUUUCAUUCUACUCCUUACCUGAAUUUGAAGAGUGGAAGAAGUCUAAAGAUAAUUGGCCAAGCUACAAGAUAAAGUACUACAAAGGUUUGGGUACUUCUACUUCCAAGGAAGCUAAGGAGUACUUCAAUGAUAUGGUGCGUCAUCGAAUUCGCUUUAAUUAUGGUGGAACGCAAGAUGACCAUUCCAUUCAAAUGGCAUUUAGUAAAAAAGCUGUGGAGCAACGCAAAGAGUGGUUGACAGGGUGGAUGGAAGAAUGUAAGCGUCGCAAAGAACUAGGACUACCAGAUAUAUACCUAUAUGAAAAAAAUACUCGUGUUAUUUCAUACACAGAUUUUGUCAACAAAGAGUUGGUUCUCUUUUCUAAUUUGGACAACGAACGUUCUAUUCCAUCAUUGGUAGAUGGUCUGAAGCCUGGUCAAAGAAAGGUGAUGUACACAUGCAUAAAACGAAAUGACAAAAGGGAAGUGAAGGUGGCUCAGCUUGCGGGUUCAGUUGCGGAACAUUCUGCGUACCAUCACGGUGAAGCUUCGCUCAUGUCAACAAUUAUAAAUUUGGCACAAAACUUUGUGGGUUCAAAUAACAUCAAUCUUCUGCAGCCCAUUGGUCAGUUUGGUACCAGAUUACAAGGUGGUAAAGAUUCUGCUAGUCCCCGUUACAUCUUCACUAAAUUAAGCCCUCUUGCAAGACUCAUCUUUCAUCCACAUGACGAUCCACUGUUGAAGAAUAACUAUGAUGACAGUCAGCGAAUUGAACCCGAGUGGUACUUGCCUAUCCUUCCAAUGGUGUUGGUCAAUGGUGCAGAUGGUAUUGGCACUGGCUGGAGCACCAAGAUUCCGAAUUACAACCCACGAGAAAUUGUGGAAAACCUUAAGAAAAUGAUUCGUGGUGAAACUCCUUCCAAAAUGAUACCAUGGUUCAAGAAUUACAGAGGCACUAUAGAUGAACUGGAUCAUCAAAGAUACAUUAUCCAUGGUGAGAUUGCAAAUAUUGGUCAGAAUAAGGUAGAAAUUACUGAACUUCCAAUCAGAGUAUGGACACAAUCAUACAAGGAAACUGUCAUGGAGACUCUCCUAGCAGGGACAGAGAAGAGUCCAGCUGUGAUAAGUGAUUACAAGGAGUACCAUACAGAUACAACAGUUCGCUUUACAGUAAGCAUGUCAGAUGAUAAAUACCGCAAAGUAGCAGAAGAAGGAUUUCAUAAAGCUUUCAAGCUGCAGACCACUCUCAGCACAAGUUCCAUGGUGCUCUUUGAUCAUAACGGUGUCUUGCGAAGAUACGAUAAUGUUGACCAAAUAAUGCAAGAAUUCUUUGAGUUGCGUCUAAAGUAUUACGUCAAGAGAAAGGCUUACCUAUUAGGUAUGCUUGAAGCUGAAGCAGCCAAAUUAACCAAUCAGGCACGAUUUAUUAUGGAAAAGUGUGAUGGUCGUCUAGUUAUUGAAAACAAGAAGAAGUUGGACAUGAUUGCUGAACUCCAGCGGAAGGGCUAUGACUCUGAUCCCGUAAAGGCAUGGAAGAAAGUCCAAGAUCGAGAGGCUGCUAUGGAAGAAGAUAAGGAAACUUCUGAUGAUGAGGAGGAAGAAACCACUACUGGUCCUGACUACGAAUAUUUGCUGGGAAUGGCUAUGUGGAACCUCACAAAAGAGAAGAAAGAUGAACUUUUGAAGAAGAGAGACGAGAAAACGCAAGAGGUGACAGUAUUGAAGAACAAGUCUCCAGAUGAUUUAUGGAAUGCCGAUCUUGACAAGUUUAUGGAAGAAUUGGAUAGUGUUGAGAAAUUGGAAGUUGAAGAUGAGAAGUCAACAAAGAAAGGUUCUACAGCCACCAAAAAGGGUAAAAAAAGAGGUGGUGUUGAGUCGAUUCAAGUGGAGACCGUGCCCUCGGCGUUUGGAGAGAGAGUAGUGCCACAGGUUGAUGCAGAAAUAAAGAAGAAGCUGGAGAAGGCAGCUGCUGCUAAGGAGAGAGGAGGAAGAAAGCCUAAGAAAGAAUCCAUGGAGAGCGAUGAUUUUGACGAAUUAGUCACUGCAAACACGGGCAAAUCUCUGGCUGCCCGUCUUGGGAACUCCCCUGAUGCAAUUAUAAAGAAAGCGAAAUCAAAGAAAAGUGUGGAUGGGAUGAAGCAGACUAAACUCAACUUUAAAAAGUCGUCUCCUAAAAAGAAGGGUAAAAAUCCAUGGGAAUCAGAUAGUGAAGAUGGAUCUGGUGACAUUGAUAGUGAUGUGUCUGUUGAAGUCCAGCCUAGAGAACGUGCUUCUGGUCGCCGAACUGCAGCAACCAACAUUAAGUUCAACUUCAGUGAUGAGGAAGCGAGUGACAGCGAAGCAUCACUUCAUGACAAUGUUGGUAUAGAGGAGCCUGAUGUGGUUGCUAGCAAUUCAAUAAUGGAAGAUUCAGUUCAAAAAGCUAAUGAUGAACCUAAAGCAGAAUCUGUCACUGACACCGACUCUGAAUUUGAGGAGAAACCAAAGAAAAAGAUGAAAGUUUCUCAAGUAACUACAGAAAAACCAACAGCCUCAGAUCUCUUUGACUCCAUGAUUUCAGGAUCACCAAGUCCACCAAAAGCAGAGCCUGUCAUGAAGCAAGCCCCACCUAAGAAGAGACAUGUGAGUGACGAUAGCAGUGACGAGGAUGAGCCUCAAGUGAAGAAGAAACCAGCGCCCAAGAAAAAGGCUACCGCAGUCUUAUCACUCGAUAAUUCUGAUGAUGAGGAUGAUAUUCCCAAGCCCAAGAAGAAACCUGUUCCGAAGAAGGCGGCUACAGCAAAACCUUCAAUGGAUAUAUCUGACGAUGAUGAACCAAAACCUAAGAAAAAAUCCGGCCCCAAAAAGACUGCAGCACCGAAGAAAAAAGCUAAUUCCGAUUCUGAUGACAUGUUUGACGAUUUUCCCACAAAGUCCAAAGGCAAGGUUGUCGGCAGUACAGAUUCGUAUGCUAUUGAUGUUGCGCCUCGAGAAAGACCUGGUCGUCAAAAGAAAGUAGUUACGUAUACACUCAGUGAUGAAGAUUCCGACGAUGAUUACUAGUAAAACAAAGCAAAGAUAAUUGGGUUGCAAGAAACUUUGUAUGAAUGGCAGUGCUCCUCAAAUUUUGAGGUUCAGUACAGUAAUGAUACUGACAAAAUAUUUUAAGAACAAUGGUCAUACAUACAUUUUAGGAGUCUAUUUAUAUUUUGUUUACUUACAUCAGAAAAUUUUAUAACUAUUUUUUAUUUUGUUUUAUACCCUUGGAAUGCCUUUGUAUUAGGCUUAAUGGGAGUUAAAAUUUGAUGUGUGCGAUAAUAGCAUUUUUGCAAGUACAAAGGGUUGGUAAUGCUUGUAACAUUGCCACUUAUUUAAUUUGUUUUUCAUUAAUUAGAUACAUUAGUAUUUUUCUAAUCAUUGAUUGAUAAAAUAUUGCCGAAGAAUUCUGAACUGUAGUAGUUUAAUGGUAUUUUUAACAAAUAUGUAUAGUAAUUUACAAAAAAAUAAUUAGAUUUUUUAAUUUUUUUUUUUUUUUUUUUUUUUUUUUUUUUUUAGAAUUUAAAUAUUCCUGAACAAAAGUAGAUUUUUUUUAGUAUAUAGUUUUAGCACAGACCGACAGAUCUCCUUCAAUUUCUAUCCAUUAACCCAGUGUCUCAUUCAAUGUAUCUUUGUAAACAUUUUUUAGCUUUGUUUAUCAAACCUAAUUUUGUUAAAAAAAAAAGAUAGAAUAAGAAAUUUAUUUUAUAUAUCUUUUGAUGGUACAGUAUUUAUUUCAAGUUUCUUCAAUGUGUCGGCAUCCCGACAUUUGUCUGCUGUCACUUUUUGAAAAUAAAAGUAGAUAGAAA
Messenger RNA from Procambarus clarkii (red swamp crayfish), 5928 nucleotides. It is a transcript of the gene Top2, whose product is annotated as topoisomerase 2. Lineage: Eukaryota; Metazoa; Arthropoda; Malacostraca; Decapoda; Cambaridae. Gene Ontology annotation, cellular component: nucleus. Gene Ontology annotation, biological process: DNA topological change; sister chromatid segregation; resolution of meiotic recombination intermediates. Gene Ontology annotation, molecular function: DNA binding; ATP binding; DNA topoisomerase type II (double strand cut, ATP-hydrolyzing) activity. The record is from RefSeq and is a predicted model, not a curated record.